AUGUCACAAGAUAGUGCAAAUAUUUCCAUUGAGAAUGACACUGUAUCAAGUAUAAAAUUUGGCUCUUUUUAUGAUCUUGAAUAUUGGUAUUUAUCCAAAAGAGAUAUAAUUGACGCCUUCAGAAUACCUAGAGAAUCUCUUGAAGAUUACCAACGUUUCAAAGAGCCUGAAAAGAACAAUAGUGAUGAAUAUGAUCCAAAAGUCUUAGUUUGUCAUGAUUAUAAAGGUAAUUACCAAGAUGAAGAAGAUCAAAAUCCUUUGGGAUAUUUCCCACAUUCUUCUGGUCAACAUUAUUACAUUCAAUAUCCAUCUUUAGUUGAUAUUUUUGUUUAUUUCUCACAUAAUAGAGUUUCUGUACCGCCUGUAUCAUGGAUAAACUCUUUACAUAAGCAAGGAAUUCAAGUAUUAGGUACAAUAAUUGUUGAAGGAAUGGAUUUUGCUGAAUCGGAUAGAUUAUUGAGUAAAGAUGAGAAUGGUAAUUUUAAAUUUGUUGAAAUAUUAGCUCAGAUUGCUCGUUAUUAUAAAUUUGAUGGAUGGUUUUUAAAUAUUGAAUCUAGGCUCACGAGUUUUGGUAAAUCAUUUGAAGUUCCUGCAUUCGAAGAAGCGUUAAAGACUAGAUUGCAUCAAUUGGUUAGUGAUUCAAAGCUUAUAUGGUAUGAUUCUCUGGUAACAGAGAAGAAUAGAGUAUUUUACCAAAAUAGUGUUAAUGAAUGGAACUAUGAUCAUUUCAAUGCUUCUGAUUUAUUCUUCACAAAUUAUUGGUGGACACAAGAGAAGCUUAGUGAAAAUAUCAAAAAUAUAGGUUUAUUGGGAGCUGAAAAGAAACUUUUUGUUGGUAUUGAUAUAUGGGGUAGAGGCUCAAAAGUUGGUGGUGGUGGUUUUGAAAGUUCAAUUGCAAUCAAUGCAUUGAAAAAGUCUCAAAGUAAUGUUGCUUUAUUUGCACCUGCUUGGACCUAUGAGAAUUUUGAUAAAGAAGACUUUUAUCAUAAUGAUAAGAAAUUUUGGCUUGGUAAUGAUUCCAGUGAUUUUACUGGUGGAUCGGUAUCUACUUAUGUCAAGCAUUAUACUGCCCCAGUUUAUACUAAAAAUGGAAAUGCCAUUUUUUAUACCAAUUUUAGUACUGGAGAAGGGUCAAAGUUUAGAGUGUUUGCACAAACAGUAUUUAAUAACAACUGGGUUAACGGUAACAUACAGUCUGCUGUUCCAGUUAUUGAAAAUUCAAAUCGUUUUAAAUUGUAUUACAAAGAUACAUUUAAUGGUGGCUCCAGUUUAAAAUUGACACAUAGGAACUCAAUAUUGAAUGAUUAUAGCUCUGACAUAUUUACAUUAUUUCAUUUCAGAAAUGAUAUAGACUCCAAUAAUUUAAAUGUUUCUGUGAGCUUCAAACAUUUGAAAGAAGUCCCACAGAAUUCACGUUUCCAAAUAGACAUUAAGUACUACAUCGAAAGAAGAUAUAGAAGUGUCACAAGAUCAAGAGAAGGGUUUUUCAGAUUACCUUUGACGUACACAAACCAGAAUUGGAAAUAUAUUGAGACAGGAUUUGCAUUACCAAGAUUACAAGCUAGAGAACACUUUGUUUUGGAGUCUGUCCAAGCUCGUUGGGUUGACAGUACAGAUGACGCAAAUUCUGAAAUUGAUUUUGAAGGUGAUGAGUCCAGUAGAUCAUGGGUAAUGAUACCUCAAAGUUCAGACCCUAAUAUUUUCCAUGAAUUACUCAUUGGUGAUAUCCUUAUAGAAGGUAUAAAGCAUGAAGUGAAGGUAGAAAGUAUCAUAAGCGUUAAGAAAAUUGAUCUUGGUGAAAAGAAAGUAUUAGUUGAAUGGAAAGAUGAUGAAAAUGUAUUAUAUUGGUUAAUUUACGUGAACGCUAAGUUUUUAGGAGUUGCGCAUAGCUCUGUUUGGAAACUAAAAAGAGGAGAUAAAAUAAGAGUUGAUAUAUUUACGAGAUCAGGAAAGGUUAUAAAAGGGCAAGAUUUAUUUAUUUAA
Molecule: messenger RNA, 1983 nt
Organism: Hansenula ciferrii
Lineage: Eukaryota; Fungi; Ascomycota; Saccharomycetes; Phaffomycetales; Wickerhamomycetaceae
Product: Cytosolic endo-beta-N-acetylglucosaminidase
Exons: 1
Coding region: 1-1983 (660 amino acids)
Biological process (GO): protein deglycosylation
Cellular component (GO): cytoplasm
Molecular function (GO): mannosyl-glycoprotein endo-beta-N-acetylglucosaminidase activity
Source: RefSeq, a predicted model, not a curated record